CCCCAAAGUACAUUCACCAGAACUCAAAUCCACCGCAUACAAGACACUGGUCAGAACCUAGCUGGAGUACAGUUUCUCCGUGUGGUCCCCGCAUACCGCGACUCGCAUUGAAGCUUGCGUCAGUUCAGCGUAGGGCUGCCCGUUUGGCCAAACAGGACUUCAGUAGGCUGUCCAGUGUCACAGACAUGCUUACUUCCUUAAACUGGCGACGCCUUGACCUCCGCCAUAUUGACCAGCGCCUGGUUAUUUUUCACAACAUCUUGCAUAACCAGGUAGCCAUUCCGAUACCUGACUACUUCAAACCAAUCACUAGACCAUCAAGAACCUCCCAUACAAAAGCAUUCCAGAACAUCCAAACCACAACCGAUUAUCAUAAGUUUUCCUUCUUUUCCAGAACAACCAUCCACUGGAAAGCUCUACCUCCUGACAUUGUCACCCUACUUGGACCUGAGUUCAGCCUGGCUGUUAGCCGGGUUGAACAUUCCUCUAUAUUUUAUAUCCUUUUUUCAGUCUUACAAACUUUCUUGUCGGUUGACGCGCGACAUGUCUUUGUCCCCAGACAAUUGGACGAUUUUGCAACGUCACGACGUCAUUGACGUCAUUGGCGUCAUUGACGUUACUGUCGUUAGAAACGCAUUAAGCAAUACAAGAGAACGGACGCAACGACACAUCAAGAAAUAUUUAAAUAAACGCAAAUGUACGAUAUAGCAUUGAAUCAAGAGACGCGCAAUUUAUUCCAGCCUACCCCAGUUGGAAGGUAUUUCGUAUCUCAAGGGGGUUAUCCAGCUUUCGUGAACGACGUGAUUAUGCCCAUGAUAGCGAAACUUGCAGUCGAACUUCACGAAGCACGAGUAGCAUGCAGUGAGAUGUACCCAAUAGUUCGACGGCGAGUGCAGAACUACGUACUCGAAGAGGCUACAAAAGAAGGAUUUCUAUGCGCCAGGCCGCGUCGCAGAAUAAGGCAUCAGAACAGAAAAGAACAGGGCUGCACAGAUGACAAGCGCUGCGCAGAUGGCAAAAGCUGCGCAGAUGACAAAGGCUGUGCAGAUUUCAAAGGCAGCUCAAAUGACAAGGGCUGCACUAAUGACAAGGGCUGCGGAGAUGACAAAAGCUGCGCAGAAGACAAAAGCUGCGCAGAUGACAAAGGCUGCGCAGAUGACAAAGGCAGUGCAGAUGACGAGGCAUGCACAGAUGACAAAGGCUGUGCAGAUGACAAAGGCUGCGCAGAUGAAAAAGGCUGCGCAGAUGAGAAAGGCUGCGCAGAUGACAAGGGUCUCAGAGAUGACAAGGGAUGCACAGAUAACACGGGUUGCGCAGAUGACAAAGGCGACGCAGAUGACAAAGGCUGCGAAUAUGACAAAGGCUGUGCAGAUGACAAAGGCUGCGCAGAUGACAAAAGCAGUGCAGAUGACAAAGGCUGCGCAUUUGACAAAGGCAGUGCAGAUGACAGUGCAGAUGACAAAGGCUGCGUAGUUGACAAAGGCAGUGUAGAUGACAAAGGCUGUGCAGAUGACAAAGGCUGCGCAGAUGACAAAUGCAGUGAAGAUGACAAAGGCUGCGCAGAUGACAAAGGCUGCGCAGAUGACAAAGGCAGUGCAGAUGACAAGGGCCUCGCAUAUGACAAAGGCUGCGCAGAUGACAAUGGCUGCAAUGAUGAUGACAACGGGAUUGAGGAUUGCGUGCUCCUGGGUGAUGACAAGAACCGCUCUGACGAAAAGAACCCGCAGCCAUAUAAGGACGACGCCAAUAGUGGCUUAGCAAAGAAGAAAGCGUCGGGCACAGGACGGCAACUCCUAAAACGAAUCCAUGGAGUAUUAAAACGAUUGUGUUGCAUUCAGAAAAUCAAAUACUAACUUGACAAAAAAAUUGUUCACUUCCAUUUAUUAUAAUUUUUUAUAGUUAUUUCAUUUGAAUAAA
This is a messenger RNA of Dreissena polymorpha, 1917 nucleotides long. RefSeq names its product prestalk protein-like. The transcript has 4 exons. Lineage: Eukaryota; Metazoa; Mollusca; Bivalvia; Myida; Dreissenidae. The record is from RefSeq and is a predicted model, not a curated record. The coding region runs from base 696 to 1853 and encodes 385 amino acids.